CUUGACUUGAGUUCCAUAACUUAAAGAACUUAUGGAUGAAAGUUGUGAAACUUGCAAGUAGAAACCCUAAUCUGAUCAGCCAAAAAGGCAGAGGGGGGCACAAGCCAGAACGCCAGGGCCCAGGACCCUGCUGUCGAGGACUGGCUCGUUUGCAUCAUGGCGGCCAAUGGCCCCCUCGUCUCUGACCCCGGCGCUACCAGCGGGGCGCCCCCAAACUAUCAUGAAGAUUGGUUGAGCUUGCGCAUUCCAAAUGAAGAAAUGAUGUACUUCGAUCUGGAUGCCCCUCCCCGAGCGCUCACAAACGAGCAGCGGCAGCAGAGGGAGCAAAGGAUCACUGAAAGUGAGCUGUACCUGGAUGUGGGCCCUGAAAAGGAGCCUAUUGUGUACCACCCUGGGUACAAUGUCUCCUUUGGCAUCCUCGACCCCCUGCUUGCCAUCCUGCAUCCCUUUGACUCGGUGAAGUAUCGGCGGAUACACGACUUCCUCCUUGCCUGGGGCGUUGUCCACAAGGACCAGAUUGUGCAGCCGAAGGAGGCAACGCAGUCUGACCUCCUUGUGGUGCACACCCCUGCCUAUCUGGCCCGCCUGUGCUGGAGCUACAGGGUGGCGCAGAUCCUGGAGAUCCUGCCUGCGGCCCUCCUGCCCAAGUUCGUGGUCCAAGCGCGCAUCCUGCGGCCUUUCAGAACACAGUCCAGACGGGGGGCUCCGUCCUGGCUGGCAAGCUGGCGGUAG
Molecule: messenger RNA, 732 nt
Organism: Klebsormidium nitens
Lineage: Eukaryota; Viridiplantae; Streptophyta; Klebsormidiophyceae; Klebsormidiales; Klebsormidiaceae
Source: the annotation of a GenBank genome assembly